AUGAAUACUUUGAAACAAGCUCGUGGACACUUCAAACGUGCUAUUACUCGCGCGCAUACGUUUAUUAUCGAGGCGAAAGUUGAUGAUAUCGAAAUUUUAAAAACGCGUUUGGAACGUUUGGAGGAAUCAUGGAAGUCUUUUUGUUUGAAUCAAAUCGAACUAUUUCAAUAUUCCGAGGAAGAGGGUUACGUCGACCCUGAAAUUGAUUUUGAAACCACCGAAAAUAAAUAUUUGGAAGCAAAAAGUGCCUUUUUGAAAGCUAUCCAAAACAAUACGCCUUCGCUUCCUCCAACGGUUUCAAAUAGUAGCGCUAAUAAUAAUGUCGACUCUUUGGUUGGACAAAAUUGCUCAUUUGCCCUUUCUGCGGCCAAGAUUUGUUCGGAAAUUGAACUACCGAAAUUUAAGAUACCGCCAUUUAGUGGCGAUUAUCGACAAUGGCCAGAAUUUCGUGAUAUGUUUUUAGGGAGUAUUGAUUGCAAAAAACUCACUGGUGCUCAGAAGAUGCGAUAUUUGAAAUCCUUUUUAGAAAACGACGCCGCGAAACUUCUUAACGGUAUUGAGAUUUCGGACGCGAAUUAUGAACAAGCGUGGGAAAAACUGGAACACCGUUAUGAUAAACCGUUAUACAUUGUUAACAGUUAUAUCGAAAGUUUUUUAAAAAUUUCCAACGUAGCGAUCGCGGAUAGUGGACACUUGCGUCGGUUAGUGGACAAGUCGGACGAGGUGAUUCGUGGUUUAAAAGCGGUUAAGGCUGAAGGGAGAGAUCCGUGGCUUACAUACAUUUUGCUCGAAAAACUAGACUUUGAUACGCGAAAGGCUUGGUCUCUUCACACAAACCAUUCGGAAUCGGAAACUAUAGAUACGUUUCUUGAGUUUUUGGGGAAACGAAGCGAUGCUUUGGAAGCAUGUGCUAAGCCAAAUGAAUCGAAAUCGUCGGGAAAUAGACAGAAAACGCGCCCUUCGAAUAAUAUAAAGAGUCUUGCGGUUGCCAAACAGUUAUGUCCCAUGUGUAAGGAAAAUCACGUCCUUUCACAGUGUUCUAAAUUUAUUGAGUUGCCCAUUUCGUCACGUCGUUCCUUUGCUCGAGACCAAAAGUUGUGUUACCGAUGUUUAGGAACUAAUCACUCGGCUUCGCGUUGUCGUUCGAAGAAUCAUUGUCCUCAUUGUGGCGUUCGUCACCAUGUUCUCGUGCACAUGGAUUCGUCAUCAUCGGUUGUUGAACCCGACAAAUUGAAUUUGAACGUCGGGAAAGCUUCAACAUCUAAUGCUGUUUCGAUUGCUAGUCAUCAUUCUCAUAAUGAAGUUCGGCCAUCUGGGAUUUUGCCCACUGUUGUUGCGCAGGUCAUGAAUGCAUCGGGACAAUUUUACAAAUGUCGCAUGCUGCUAGACACUGGAUCUCAAGCAUCUUUUAUUACGGAAAAUUUAGUGAGGAAAUUAGGUCUUAGCCGUCGCCAUGCUCGUCUUCCUAUAUCAGGCAUAUCUUCGAUAGAAGCUUGUGUUACUCAGGGUGUCGUUUCGCUCAAUCUUAGAUCUUGCGUUGAUUUAAAUGAUGUGGAAGUUGACGCUUUCAUUUUGAAUCGCAUAACUACGAAUACCCCUUUGAAAUCGUUUCGGAUUGAUCAAUCAUUGCUCUUGGGUGAUUUAAAGUUGGCUGAUCCAGGCUUUAACAAACCAGGUCCCAUUGAUAUUUUGCUCGGAUCUGAUAAGGCUUGGAGUAUUUUGCGUGAGGGUAGAAGAACGGACGAAGCUGGUAAUUUGGUUGCUCAUAAUACACUUUUUGGAUGGGUGAUAACUGGUUGUACUCCCAACGAAGGUUUUGUUUCGCUACGAGUUGGAAUUGAUGAGGAUGUUGAUGUACUUUUAAGGUCCUUUUGGGAAGUUGAAGAGAUUGAUCCUAAAUUGCAUUCAUCGGACUCAGGUGAUUUCGUAGACACCCAUUUUGUUAAUACAUUUUCGCGUGCGCCCGACAGCAAAUACAUUGUUGAACUUCCUUUUCGCCAAAAGGACAUCGUUUUUAGUAACACCCUCUCCGGAGCUUUGUCCAGAUUGUUCUCAAUGGAACGCCGUUUUGCUCGUCAGCCAAAUCUACAGUUUGAAUAUUGUUGUUUUAUGAGGGCAUAUUUGCAAUUAGGUCAUAUGGAGAAAAUUCCGGAAGCUGAGAUUGAACCAUCUUCGGGGAAGGUUUAUUAUUUGCCGCAUCAUGCAGUGGUUACAAACAAGCUACGCGUUGUCUUUGAUGGGUCUCAUCGAGAUGGAAAGGGUGUUAGUCUAAAUGAGGUCCUCCAUGUAGGGCCUCCUCUCCAGCGGAACCUCAUCAACGUUUGCUUGCGGUUUAGGGUGCACAAAUAUGUUUUUGGAGCUGAUAUCGUAAAGAUGUUCAGGCAAAUUUGGAUUGACCCAAAUCAUAGGGAUUUUCAGCGUAUUGUGUGGCGAGAGAAUUCUACGGAACCAGUUAGUCAUUACCGAUUGCGUACCGUCACUUACGGUACUUCACCUGCUCCUUUUUUGGCAAUGAGAGUUUUGAAACAGCUUGCCUUGGAAUACAAGAAACAGUUUCCUAUUGCUUCUCUCUCUAUUUUGCAUGAUUGUUAUGUUGAUGACAUCAUGACCGGGGCAGAAUCUGUUACUAAAAUUUUGGAGCUUAAAAAUGAGCUCGUUAAUCUGUUGGCUUGUGGCGGCUUAGAGUUAAGCAAAUGGAGUUCUAAUUGUUGGCCAGUCUUAGAAGGAACUAGUUCGGAACCCACAAUUUCUCUUGACCGUGACUCCUCUAAUAAUUGGACAAAGGUACUUGGAUUAAUUUGGAAUCCUCAUCGGGACAUUUUAUCUUACAAAAUCUCUAUGAAUGAUUCGUCGUCAACACCCACAAAGAGGAAACUGUUGUCAGAGAUUUCCAAAAUCUUUGAUCCACUUGGCUUUCUGGCUCCUUCUACAAUUUUGUUAAAAAUGCUAUUCCAGGAGUUAUGGGCGCAUUCAAUGAAAAUAGGAUGGGAUGAUCCCCUUCCUACUGAGGUAGCCGAAAAAUGGAUUUUGUACCGAGAAGAAUUGUUUUUGUUUGAAAAAAUUGAGAUUUUGCGAAGAUGUACUUUCAGUGCUGGUGGCUUAGAAUUGAUAGGUUUUUCUGAUGCGUCCGAGAAAGCAUACUCAGCGGUGGUGUACGCUAGAAGUUUUUCUGAAGACGGCCAAAUCGAAGUUCAACUUAUUUCUGCGAAAACUCGGGUCGCUCCAAUUAAACAACUUAGCAUUCCCCGUCUUGAGCUAUGUGGAGCUCUGCUUCUUAGUCGUUUGGUGCAACUUGUUCGGAAUUCUUUAAAUUGUAAAAUUAGUCAAACCUUUGCCUUUUGUGAUUCGCAAAUCGUGCUAGCCUGGUUGUCCGCUCCACCUCGUCGUUGGAAUACCUUUGUCGCUAAUCGCACCUCAGAAAUACUUGGUAUUCUACCCCGCUCUAAUUGGAACUAUAUUCGCUCUGAGGAAAAUCCAGCGGAUUGCGCAUCGCGAGGGGUAAUGCCAAGUAAAUUACUCAAUUUGGAAAUUUGGUGGAAAGGGCCGAAAUGGCUUUCAAAAAACUUUGAGUGUUGGGAUAUUGCUGCAGAGAGCGAAGAACUUAAAGAGGUACCGGAAAGUAGGAGGCAAAUUGUAGUUGCCAAUGUUUCGUGUGCCCAUGAAGACUUCCUGGAUAGGCUUUGUAAACGCAUUUCUUCGUGGGAUUGUGUAAUUCGUAUUGUAGCAGUAUUUGUUCGCCGAGCUAAAAACGGAAAACUUCCGGUUGAAGAACGAGUUCGAGGAUACCUUCGCUCCUCCGAAUUGCUUUAUGCGAAGCAAAAAUGUUUGAAGUGGGCUCAGAAAGAGUUUGAACCAGAUAAAGCGUCCCUAAAAGCAGAGAAAUCUGUCUUGUAUUCUUCCAAACUUUCUUCGUUGGCUCCUUUUGUUGACCAUGAUGGCCUACUUCGUGUUGGAGGUAGAAUUUCGAAGGCUGUCAAUGCUACUUUUAGCAUGAAACAUCCUGUGAUAUUGCCGAAAAAUCAUCAAAUAUCAAAACUUAUUCUAACUAGCUUUCAUUUAAGAUUUCUGCAUGCCGGUGUAUCGGAGCUUUUCUCCAUAGUUCGCCAGGAGUUUUGGAUUUUGGGAAGUAGAAAUCUCAUAAGGAAGGUGGUUCAUGAUUGCAUUGGCUGUUUCCGUCAACGCCAAGCCACAUCACAGCAGCUGAUGGGAGAUCUACCUUCUUCUCGGCUUUCACCAUCCUUCGCCUUUGACCAAACUGGAUGUGACUAUGCAGGGCCCAUCACUCUUCGCUUAGCCAGAGGAAGAAAUCCCAAAUUUGUAAAGGGCUACUUCGCGAUCUUUGUAUGCAUGACAACAAAGGCAUUGCAUUUGGAAGUGGUUAGCGAUCUGUCCACGGAUGCGUUCUUAGCGGCCUUGAGGAGAUUCAUCGCUAGAAGGGGGAAGUGUAGUAUUAUCUACUCGGACAACGGUACUAACUUCCGUGGAGCUGCAAGCAACCUAUCGGAUUGGUACAAUUUGGUUCGGUCCGAAAACCAUAAUGCACAAAUAUCAAGGACGUUAGCAGCUGACAGCAUAAGGUGGGAGUUUAUUCCACCACACAGCCCGCAUUUUGGAGGGCUUUGGGAAGCGGGCGUUAAAAGUGUUAAAACUCAUCUUCGUCGUGUUAUAGGGAACAAUAUUUUGACCUUUGAGGAAAUGACAACUUUGCUCUCUCAAAUUGAAGCCUUGUUAAAUUCUAGGCCACUUUGUUCUAUUUCCGAUUCUGAUUUGAACCCUCUAACUCCGUCUCAUUUUCUUAUAGGCCGACCGUACACAGCAAUUCCGGAGCCAAACUACCUUGAAGUUCCAGAAAAUCGACUUGGAAGAUGGCAGCUAGCACAAAACAUGCUGCAAGGAUUUUGGCGGCGUUGGCACAGCGAAUAUCUCACAUCAUUGCAACAACGUCCAAAAUGGCACAAGAAGACCAAAAACUUCGAAGUCGGUGACUUGGUUGUCGUCAAGGAACAAAAUUUGCCUCCAUCAAAAUGGGCUUUAGGACGAAUCGAAAUUCUUCACCCAGGGGAUGACGGCCUUGUAAGAGUGGUAUCUCUUCGAACCAAAAAUGGCAUCUUUCAACGCCCAAUAACAAAGCUGGCAAUCUUACCAUGUUCCUGA
This is a messenger RNA of Eupeodes corollae, 5154 nucleotides long. RefSeq lists its product as uncharacterized. NCBI's taxonomy places the organism in Eukaryota, Metazoa, Arthropoda, Insecta, Diptera, Syrphidae. The record is from RefSeq and is a predicted model, not a curated record. The transcript has a single exon. Bases 1 to 5154 code for a protein of 1717 amino acids. Gene Ontology annotation, biological process: proteolysis; DNA integration. Gene Ontology annotation, molecular function: nucleic acid binding; aspartic-type endopeptidase activity.